CGGGCAGGUGAGGGUGCUAGGAGCGGUGCCCGCCCGCGGAGGAAAGCGACGCUCAGGACUGGAUUUUGACGAUGAAGAUGGAGAAGGGCCUAGCAAAUUUUCAAGGUAUGCUCAUCAGAGUCCGUGGUGAUAAAGAAAAUUGUGCAAGGUAGGCGUAGCCCAAAUUGGUUUAUCAGCAAGCUUGGGCAGUGUAAUUUUGCCACCCUCAGGCAAAGCCAGCUAGUUUUUUCUAGCAGAAUUGAAUUUGCUUCCAGCUCAGACGAUAUCAUAGUGCCGAUGAAAAGAAAAACUGCACAGGGAAUUAGGCAUUAUGAAAGAGAAUCACAGUGAAAUUGAGAGAAGACGUCGAAACAAGAUGACUGCUUACAUCACAGAAUUAUCUGACAUGGUACCAACAUGCAGUGCUUUAGCACGCAAACCUGAUAAACUGACAAUUCUUCGCAUGGCUGUGUCUCAUAUGAAGUCUUUAAGGGGAACAGGAAAUACUUCGACUGAUGGUGCCUAUAAACCUUCAUUUCUAACAGAACAGGAGUUGAAACAUCUUAUUUUGGAGGCAGCAGAUGGAUUCCUUUUUGUUGCUGCAUCUGAGACUGGAAGAGUCAUCUAUGUAUCAGACUCAGUUACACCUGUUUUAAACCAUCCACAGUCCGAGUGGUUUGGAAGCACUUUGUAUGAUCAAGUUCAUCCAGAUGAUGUUGAGAAGCUCAGAGAACAGCUGUCUACAUCAGAAAGUUCUAUGACAGGUCGUAUUCUGGAUCUCAAGACUGGGACAGUUAAAAAGGAAGGGCAGCAGUCUUCCAUGAGAAUGUGUAUGGGAUCCAGACGUUCCUUUAUUUGUAGAAUGAGGUAUGGAACAGCUCCUCUGGAACACAUCUCAUUGAGUAGACUGACUGUUCUGCGAAAGAGAUACAGGAAUGGUUUGGGACCUGUGAAGGAAGGAGAAUCACAGUAUUCAGUGGUUCAUUGCACUGGAUACAUCAAGGCUUGGCCACCAGCAGGAAUGAACAUUCCAGAAGAGGAAUCAGAUGGUGGGCAAAGCAGUAAAUUUUGCCUAGUUGCAAUUGGACGACUUCAGGUCACCAGCUCACCUGUGUGCAUGGAUAUGAAUGGCCUCACCAUCCCCACCGAGUUCUUGUCCAGGCAUAAUUCAGAUGGACUCUUCACAUUUGUGGACCAUCGAUGCAUCACUGUUAUUGGCUACCAGCCACAGGAGCUCCUGGGAAAAGAUAUUGUAGACUUUUGCCACCCUGAAGAUCAAAGCCAUGUGCGGGACAGUUUUCAGCAGGUUGUGAAAUUGAAAGGACAAGUCCUAUCAGUGAUGUACCGUUUUCGAACAAAAAGCAGGGAAUGGUUAUGGAUACGGACAAGUAGUUUUACUUUCCAGAAUCCCUAUUCAGAUGAAAUUGAAUAUAUUAUCUGCACCAAUACUAAUGUAAAGCAACUUCAGCAACAACAACAAGCUGAGCUGGAAGUUGGUCCAAGGGAAGGUCUACCUUCCUACGAUCCUUCACAGGUCCCUGUGUCAUCUGUGUCUGCUGGUGUCCAAGAGCAUGGGAAAUCAAUGGACAAAACAGACCCAUUAUUUUCACAAGACAGAGACCCCAGGUUCAGUGAUAUCUACACUGGUAUUUCACCUGGUGAAAAGAAGACAAUGUCAUCACCAUCAGCUGCUGGAAGCCAGCAGAUCUACUCACAAGGAAAUUCAUUCCAGACAGGACGUGCAGGACAAACAUUCAGCACUUCAAUGGUACCUGGAGGAAACAUCAUUCAGCAGACAUCUUCAGCAGGUCAAAUUUUAGCUCAAAUAUCUCGCCAAUCAAAUGCCAAUCAGGUCUCUGCAACAUCCUGGACUGGAAGUCGACCGCCUUUCUCAGGGCAGCAAGUGGCCUCCCAAUCCAGUAAGGGACAGUCACCACCUUUUGCCAUGGGAUCAAGUCAUAGUUUUCCUGCAGACCCAGCUACUUUCAGCCCCCUCUCCAGUCCAGUGUCUACGUCUUCCCCUGGAGGACCUUCUUACACCAGCCUGGCAAAUCGAACCACUAGUUUUGCUGAGAGUGGACAAAGUAGCGGGCAGUUCCAGGGCAGAUCCUCGGAAGGCUCAGCGGUAUGGUCUCAGUGGCAAGCCCAGCAUCACAAUCAACAAGCCAACGAGCAGCACACACACCAACAACAAGCACAACCUGAGGUCUUUCAGGAUAUGUUGUCCAUGCUUGGAGAUCCAACACAGGGCACUGGAAAUUACAACAAUGAGGACUUUGCUGACCUAAGCAUGUUCCCAUCUUUUUCUGAAUAAAUACUUCAAUAAAUCUCCACCUGCUCAGUAAAAAGUGAGCAAUUAAGUGAAGUAAAUAUCUUCAGAUUAGGAACUAGCUUUCCAAAACUUGAGCCACUUAAAUAAAGCCAAAUGGAAUUAAUUCAAUAACAAUAGCUAACAAUAUUGAACGUUCCAGGCAAGAAACUGUGGACCUACAACAAACCAAUGAAUUGUAAUGAAUACUGAGGUGUUCCCAGAUGUUGUAAGAUCACACUCCCCACUACCCAGUGAGAAAAUGGUUACAAUACCACAGUUAUUAUUUGACCAUUUCUCAACAAUUAGAACAUUAUUGCUCUGCUCUUACAAUGUAAUGACACUGAAACUGUUGGCAUUCACCAUCAGUUCUCUGUGUAAAUAACAAUUUCAGCAUUUCUGUACAUGCUUUUAUAAACACAGAAGUCUAAAGGUCUGUCAGUGAUCCGCCCAACCAACAAGUGCACUACAAUUCUGGACUUCUCAUGAGUUUGUUGUGAGAGAGGAAACUGGGCUAAACCUAGCAUUUACAUCACAGAGAACUCUGUGCCAGGUCCAAGGAGACACCACUGAUUUGAAUAAAAGAAACCAACUACAUGAGCCUAAGGUAAAAGUCCAGUAAUUAAAAAAAAAACUUAUAGUUAAUUAAAAUACUCAUAUCUUUACAGAUUUUUUUAAAGUCUCGAAUGUCUUAAUUUAGAAUUUUUAAUGUUUAAAAUUGUUUAUUUUAAUUUUCUAAUCUAUUUAAGUUUAAUUUUGCUUUUUACAAUAUUUCAACAUUUUUGAAUGUCUCAGAACCUUUUCAGUUUUUUUUUAAGAUUUUAUACUUUGACAGGUCUGGAAAUGUUUCUUACUGGACAGUCAAUCCUUUUUUCAUUUGGUGGACAGGGCUAUCUUCAACACAUGGUAGUCCUUAUGUCACAGAAAGUCCUAAUUAGGCACAGAGCCUCGCCUUGAGAAUACUCCCCGUAGUUUCUGCAGAUUCCUACUGGGAGGAUUGCUUUAUUUUUACCGGUUAUUGUUGGGUUACCACUGACUACACAGUGUGCCCAGCGUUUGCAGUGUUUGUGUCUGAGUUGUACAUGCUGUAUUAACAACUGCAAUGCAUUGCUGAGGAAGUGGGAAUCCAUAUGAAGACAGCCACAAAAGGAAAAUUAUAGUUUGAUUGCAGAAUGCUUUUAAGUCAAAUAGACAAUGAAAUAUUUUAUGAUUCAUAGAUAACAAAAUAUAUAAAUCACAUCUGUGCCGUAGAGAACAAUUCAACAAACCAAGAGUAUCUUUGCUUUGUACUGCAGUUGUUUGAUGUGACUGGCAUUUCCUUCUCCAUUUAUAUAUGAUCCAAUGUUGUUAACCACUGGGUUAUAAGAUAAAACUUCAGUUCUGUUAGAAGGUAUUGAAAAGGAAAGUGGCUAAUACCUUGAAAAUCCCAAUUCCUGAAGGAAAGAGAGGGACCAACCAAUCUUCCGCAUCACUUUGUCCCACCUGCCAAACAAAAAUACCAUUCUCCAACUUUUUAAGUUCACUCGAGAGAUAAAUCUCACAGCGGGCUGCAGCAGGCUAAUUAUAUUUGGUUCAUUUCUUUAAGGGCUCAUUUUUAUAUUCAUUAUAAAAAUUGAGAAAGAUGCCAUCAAAUUCAUGCUUUAACUUCAAUGUGCUGCGAUCAUUCUGUGAUGUUGUCUGAGUCCUCAAUGAUGUUUCUGAGUUGUGCACGGGGGGCAGGGGUCUGUUUCUGUAUGUGGAUCAGCAGUACCAGUGGAACCAAUUAAACAGUUUAAGCAAAAACUUGGGAGCUUUGAUAUUGCAGUGAAAAUGGUAGGAUGAGAUGGUGGUCACUCUGAAUUGAAUUAGCAUUUACUGACACAAAUUUAGGGAACAUCAGUAUGCACCCAAGACAAAAAUAUAAUUUAGACACCCUUCCUAAACUCAAAAGAAGAGAAGCUGCUUAAGAUGCUCUUUGAAAAGAACAGGUCACCCUUAUUCCCACUGCUAUCUGUAAGGAGUUUGUAUGUUCUCCCUGUGACCAUGUGGGUGCUCCGGUUUCCUCCCACAGUCCAAAGACGUACGGGUUGGUAGGUUCAUUGGUCAUUGUAAAUCGUCCUGUGGUUAGGCUGAGGUUAAAUCAGGGGUUGCUGGAAAGUCAUACUCUGUGCUGUAUCUCAAUAAAUAAAUUAAAUAAUAAACCUGUAGCCAGAGCAUCGCUCCCUGAGUGAACUUCAUUGUGUUUGCACCAAAUAAUUUUCCAUUGUAAAGUGAAGAAUAUCCAAACUUUCUGCAUUUGGUAGAAAUGCAGACACUGUUGUUUAAAAAUAUGUCAGAAUAAUGGUUACCUUUUAAAAAUCUGUUUUUCUAAUGCUAUUGAUUUACACAGUUUAGAUAAUACUGCAAAUGCAAAAAGAAACUGGAGUUUAUCUCCAAUUUUUCUGACAAUCUUAUAGUUGAUAGACAUUUUCUUUCUUUGAAGAGCACCUUCAAAAAACUCUUACAUUGAUUUCCUCUUCAUAAUGACCAGUGGUUGUCCUUUUCUUUGCACUCCAUUCCAAUUGUUGGACAGACCAAAUCUGCAUGGUGGGUCAUCCGGCAGGGAAUACUGCGGCAAAGAUCAACACCUUCCACUACAAUUUAACUUUCUUCCCUCAGUUUGUUUUACAGUUGCUUACAGCAUAGGAAUCAAGUCUUUGCCAGUUUGCAGAACAACGUAUUUAAGUGUCAGUCUAGGAAAUGUCCUUAUGCAAUUAAAAUGUAAUUUCCACAUUUCUGCUUCCUGUGGUUUAACCAAAGGAAGUUACUCAUAAUAGCUAGUAAAAUGUGCCUCCAGUAUAAGCGGUUAACUAGUGAAUGAGUUGCAUCGCACUAAAAGCACCAGAUAAACAAAAGGACUGAACUUUAGAGGAAAAGCAUAAGAGGAUAUCUGCAUUUCACAGCUUGUUGAGUUAAUGUGCAAUCUGUGUGGCUGAACCCUUUCAAAGAACUGUACUGUUUUUUUAAGGAUGAUGAUAUUCCAUCAAAUUAUUUCCUUUGUCUUUAACAAAAUGCAAAAUAAGGCCAGAAUAAUUAAAAGCACCCAUUCUUUUUCACAAUCAAUGAAAAAGACCUCUCAAAGUAUUUUUUUUACUAGACAAUGUUAAAAGAAUGCUAAUACUUACAAAAAUCCAUAUGGAUAUAACUUAAAGAUUAAAAUGAACCCAUUCAGAAUUAGCUUCCUGUGCAAUCCAGUUUCUUUCAUUUUAUUUGAGUUUUUUCUCUCUUAUAAUUCCUUUUCAAUAAUGUUUAAUCAAACCUGCCUUUGAAUCUUUUGUUGACUCUGUCACAUUAAAUCCAAGAGCAGAAGAACAGUAGAAAUGGAAAUAACAGCAAAAAUUACAUUUCUAUGGUAACUUUAAUAUCAAACACAUGACCAAAAAUUUGGUCGAAGAGGAAGGUUUUGAGAGACGACUUAAAGGGGAAGUAGGUAAGUGCGAUUUGGGGAGGAGAUUAUAGAGCUCAGAGCUUAGUUGGUAUGGCAGUGCAUGACAGCCUCUGCUGGAUAGAAGCUAAGUCAGGAAGCAUAGAUGCCUAAAUGGAAGGAAUGAGGAUAUUGGAAAUUUUAGACCUGGAAAGAAUCGAAGAGAUGUGAAUUUUUAUGGAGUUGGAGUUAGUGGAAGAACACUGUAAGAGGGUUAGGUCAUCUCAAUUCCAAUGGACUGCCUAAGAAGAAAAUAGUACUGAUCCUCACUGUGACAUCUAACCAAUCAGGAGGCUUCACUGUGAUAUUAAACCAGUAAUGAGACCAAUAAAGGCACCCAAAGCCCUACCUUUACUGUACAAAAUACUGUAGUUUUAUUUUUGUAGUUUCUCUGAGUCUGAGUGCUUCAAGUAGCAAGCAAUUUCUCAUUCUCCCCACCUUCUGGAGCAGAUGUUCCUGCAGAAUCUUUGGUUCCAGCCAGAUUCAAAUGGAAAUCUGACUUGGCCUUGGUCAAUCACGAAUCAUAGACUGUGCAAACUUACUUAAGAUAUCAUUUCUGCAGAAGGAUCUAUAACUUAAACAUGUUGAAAUUGUAGCUGUUUAAGAAAUAAUGAGCAUUGAAAAAUCUUGUUAAUUUAAGCACCCUUGUCAAGUUGAUGUUUUCAUUGAGUAAUCUAUGUUGAACAAAUGUUGUCUGUAACAUAUUAAACCUGUUUAAUGUUAAAGCUUCUGCUUAAUGGAUUAGAUUAAAAGUUAAUUUCUGCAGAAUUUAAGUGCAGAAUGGAACUGUAAGUAGUUGUGUUAGGAGCACAGUGAAUCAAUGUUUAGCAAAUGUUCUGUAUUUUCAGUGUUUUGUAACUACUUCUGAAGUAAUUUCAUGUAAUGUAGUAUUCUAAUUUCUGCAAAAGUGCUUUUAUUUUUGUAUAUUGUAGUAUCAUUUUGUUAACUAUGUUUCAUUAAGUAAAAAAUGUAACUCCACCAAUAAAUAUGUUUCUUCAGUCAGUAUAGUUAUAAAUGUGAUUGUGCAGACAUGUUUUAGAGAAAGGGCAACUUUAAUAACGAUUACUUUGAAGUAAUUUUCUGUGGACCAAGUGUUAAUCUUGGAAAAAUCCAACUUGGAGGUUGAAAUAUCAACUCAAAUAUAUACUCUGCCCACUUUUCUUCCAUUGACUUUAACAAAAAGCAAAAUCAUUUGGAGUGUAUAACAUGGGUGGGUGGAAUGGGGUGGGGGAUAUGUAACAGAUCAAGAGUGUGAUGGCCAGGUCAGAAGUGUUUUACCACAGCCGUUUACACUGUCUUCAGUUUAACCUAUUGUUUAGAAAUUUAUAUCAGCUGGUACAGUAGAAUUUCUUUGUUGACUGACAAAGGACAAUUUUGUUCGUAUUACACAGGCUAUCUCAAUAAUAUACCAAUAACAAUGUACAAAACUUUGGUUUUAGUCACAUUGUGCACUUUCUAGCGCAAAUAGCCAGAAGAUUCAGACACAUGUCUAAAACAUUAGAAACCAGACUUUUGAAGGGUGAUAUUUAUAUAGAUAAAUACAAUUAAAAUGGCACAAGUGUAAAAAUUUCGAAAUAUUGUUUAGAUUUUAUACUAUAAUACAUGGGGAUUCAAAACCUUAAUCAUUUUAUUUCAGUUCUUCACCUGUGAGACCUGUUUCUAAGGCCUGUGAUGUUAAAGUAGGACUGUUUUAAUUAUCAUGCCCAUGUUUCAAAUAUAACAUUUAAGUAGAUUAUCAUUUUUAUUCAUUGAUUUUCUGUCAAAAACUUUAAGCUGCAGUAUGCUGGAUAAAAUCAGUUUGUAAUUUAUCUGCUGUUACAAACUAUAUACAGUUAAUGUGAAAUAUUUAAUCAUAUGCUGUUGUCUAUGUCUUAACUGUGAUCUUUAAUUAUUAAUGUAGCACACUAAAACAAAAAAAGGCAGAAGUUAAAGAAGUAAUUGGUGUGAUGUAUCUGUAAUGCUGCUAAUAAACUAAACG
Molecule: messenger RNA, 7707 nt
Organism: Mobula hypostoma (lesser devil ray)
Lineage: Eukaryota; Metazoa; Chordata; Chondrichthyes; Myliobatiformes; Myliobatidae
Gene: arnt2
Product: aryl-hydrocarbon receptor nuclear translocator 2
Exons: 20
Coding region: 311-2293 (660 amino acids)
Biological process (GO): regulation of transcription by RNA polymerase II
Cellular component (GO): aryl hydrocarbon receptor complex; cytoplasm; nucleus
Molecular function (GO): protein dimerization activity; RNA polymerase II cis-regulatory region sequence-specific DNA binding; DNA-binding transcription factor activity, RNA polymerase II-specific
Source: RefSeq, a predicted model, not a curated record